Messenger RNA from Penicillium oxalicum, 231 nucleotides. RefSeq lists its product as uncharacterized. Bases 1 to 231 code for a protein of 76 amino acids. The transcript has 2 exons. The record is from RefSeq and is a predicted model, not a curated record. Lineage: Eukaryota; Fungi; Ascomycota; Eurotiomycetes; Eurotiales; Aspergillaceae.
AUGAAAGGAUCUGCUACUAAGAUUACUACUAAGAUUGCUACUGAGAUUACUACUAAGAUUGCUACUAGGAUUGCUGCUAAGAUUGCUACUAAGAUUGCUACUAAGACUGCUAAGACUGAGACGACUAGAACGACUACUACGACCGCUACGACCGCUACUAUUACGACUACCGCUAUAAUUAACAAUUUUAGCGCUUUUCUGCAGAAAAAACUAGCAGAAGGCUACCGAUAA